This is a messenger RNA of Lycium ferocissimum, 1269 nucleotides long. Its product is annotated as MADS-box transcription factor 23-like. Gene Ontology annotation, biological process: positive regulation of transcription by RNA polymerase II. The coding region runs from base 236 to 940 and encodes 234 amino acids. NCBI's taxonomy places the organism in Eukaryota, Viridiplantae, Streptophyta, Magnoliopsida, Solanales, Solanaceae. Gene Ontology annotation, cellular component: nucleus. The record is from RefSeq and is a predicted model, not a curated record. The transcript is spliced from 8 exons. Gene Ontology annotation, molecular function: protein dimerization activity; RNA polymerase II cis-regulatory region sequence-specific DNA binding; DNA-binding transcription factor activity, RNA polymerase II-specific.
ACCCACGUUUUCACCCACCCACCCCAACGCGUUUCAUCAUUUUUCAUAUAUAUAUAUAGAAACACUUUCCUUAUAUAGCCAAAUUCAAUCAGAACAAUGACCCAAAACGACGAUUUGUGAAGUCUCCUUUUGUCUCCAUCAACCGCAAAAAUUUUCUCUUCCUUUUUUCUCGGAAAAUUCCCUCACAUCCAAACACUGAUUUUAUUGCGAAUUCAAUUUUAAUUCUCUGAGAGAGAUGGGGAGAGGAAAGAUAGUGAUAAGGAGGAUCGACAAUUCAACGAGCAGACAAGUGACGUUUUCGAAGAGGAGAAACGGAUUGUUGAAGAAGGCAAAGGAGUUAGCGAUCCUGUGUGAUGCAGAAGUUGGAGUCAUUAUCUUCUCCAGUACUGGAAAGCUCUAUGAAUACUCAAACACCAGCAUGAAGUCGGUGAUUGAAAGAUACAACAAAACAAAGGAGGAGAAUCAUCAAUUGGCAACUCCAACUUCUGAGGUUAGGUUCUGGCAAAGGGAAGCGGCAAUGCUGAGGCAACAACUACAAAACUUGCAAGAGAAUCACCGACAAAUGAUGGGUGAAGAGCUUUCUGGUCUGAGCAUCAAAGAUUUGCAGAACUUGGAGAACCAACUGGAAAUGAGUCUCCGUGGUGUUCGUGUGAGAAAGGAUGAAAUUCUGAUUGAUGAGAUACAAGAACUAAACCGAAAGGGAAACCUCAUCCAUCAGGAAAACAUGGAACUAUAUAAGAAGGUAAACCUAAUUCGUCAAGAAAAUAUGGAAUUGUAUAAGAAGGUUUAUGGAAAUAGAAAUGCAAAUGGAGUGAGCAGAAAUGCCCUAGUUCCAAACAGUUUAACCAUCCAUGAAGACCCUCAUGCUCCUGUUCAUCUCCAGCUAAGCCAGCCACAGCAACAGAACUGUGAGACAUCAGGAACUACCGAAUUAGGGUAAUUUCUUAUUCGUAUACUUCAUCUGGAAACACAAUGGUAACUCACAACCUUGACAUUGACUAUCGUGUUACUGGAAAAUGCUGCAGGCUACAACUGCAUUAGCGGUGAAAACCAGACUCGUAAGAGUUUUGAGUUCUCAUGUUGAAGAAGAAGCCCAAGCUUACAGAGCUAUGUUUUAAUUAGUAGUGGUAGUUAAUGGUAGAGAACCCAGGAAUGUCAAGUCUUCAGUUCAUAUGGUUAAUGACAUCAAGUUUGACAAGUGUGAUGCAAUCCUUAGCACAGCUACUUAAAUCAAGAUAACAACAAAUAAAAGAAUACAUUCGUACAGUA